Chiloscyllium plagiosum (whitespotted bambooshark) is the source of this 6060-nucleotide messenger RNA. Lineage: Eukaryota; Metazoa; Chordata; Chondrichthyes; Orectolobiformes; Hemiscylliidae. The record is from RefSeq and is a predicted model, not a curated record.
CCUCCUCCUCAUCGCCCGCUGUAAAUUGCUAGCCAUGGAGACGGAAGUAGAGAAUUAAGGAGGAAAGCUUUACGGGGAUAGAGAUUGGUGGACAGCAGUGCCAGGUCGUGGAGACUGUGCAUGAAGAAGAGUUAGUUGACUUAGACACUGGUGUGUGAAAAAGCCAGAUCAUGAGUAACUACACUGUCUGUUUGCAAGGUCCAGCCCCAUGGGGCUUCAGACUUCAGGGGGGCAAAGACUUCAACAUGCCCCUGACCAUCUCCAGGCUGACUGAAGGUGGGAAAGCUGCCCAUGCAAGCAUCGAGGUCGGGGAUGUGCUUCUGUCCAUCGAUGGGCUUAGCACUGAUGGAAUGACUCACAUGGCAGCUCAGAAUAAGAUCAAGGCGUGUACUGGAUCCUUAUCACUCAACCUGCAGAGGGCUGCUCCUGCUCCGAAACCAGCAGGAACGACGGUUCAGAUGCCCAAGGUGUACAACACGCCCAUAAACCUCUACUCCUCUGACAACGCCCAUGAGGUGGCAGAGGGACAGAAGAGAGGACUGAGAGAGGGGCAGAGCGAUGCCAAGCAGCAGAAUGGUGGCCCCAUGUAUGCUCUCAAUGGCCCCAUGUAUGUUCUCGAGAAAAAGCUACCUGGACGCUCCACGCGGCGAUACAUGGCCAGUGAUGUCCAUUAUCAUCAUAACCUGAGUGAUCAGAGCAAGAAACGUCUGAUGCAAGACACUGAAGAUUGGCAGCCAAAGACUGGCCUUGCUCAGUCACGCUCUUUCUGUAUUCUUGCCCAGAUGACUGGCACUGAGCAUAUGGGUGAGACAACUCCAGCGAGUGAGACCAGCAAGAAGGCAAGGGACAAUGGGACUGAAAAUGACAAAGUGGGGUACAGUGCUUUGGAAGUUGAGCAGCCAUCUCCGACUGGGGGUGCUGGCCAGAUGGAAUUGUGCACGUCAGGAACGGGUGAGACAGCUUCUCGCUGUGUGUGCUCGGUGGCCACUCAGACUUGCCCUGUCCCUGUGCUCAGUGAGCCACUAGUGGACCUAAGCCCUGCGCUGGAAGCUGCUGGACUCUCUCCCUCUGGAGAUGCUGAGAGGUGUGAGGGUCAGAUCACAGCUACUGCAGCCACCUCUGUCACUUCCCCAGCAACUGUUGAGAGACCAGUCAGUCCACCCUCUGGCCUUUCUACCUUCUGCUGCCUCUUGGCCUCACCUCCUCUUCGAAAGACGUACCUGAACAAUCCUUUAGAUGCUUUACCCAAGUGUGCUCCACAUCCACCCCCAAUCAAGUGCGAUCCAAAGACUGAAGCUUAUGUUGCCUCUCUUUCUACUGUAAACAUCAGAACAGCUAGAUUUGUCAAUGUAACGGAAGAGGUGACCUCAAAGAUGCCUUCAAUCCUGCCAAAUCUUCCCCCUACUGCACCCGGAAUUGAUCCUUAUCCUUUAGAUGCUGGGAAGCAUUCAGUGGCUGUACAAACCUGUGACGUUCCAGCGCUCGCUACCCCACCAUCAACCUCCACCUCUGUCGAUCCUACAAAGGAUGCAGAUCCAGCCGUCUGUACUCCUGUCAUCUCCAAAAGGCAAGUUUUGGAAAAUCCACUUGAAGCGUUGCCAAAGUCGACCCCACCUCUUCCACUCGUGAAACAAAGCCCAGAGGCUAAGAACGCGGCUGCUAUGAUCACUGCUGUACUCACUGCUCAAGCCAGACUGUCUGAACCUGCUGUCUCUCCAUCCCUGCUGGAUACUCUCCUCAUCACACCGGUUACAAAACCUCUGCCUACACAACCCUUCACAUUGCCCAAGCGUCAGUCCACCAGCUCUUUAUAUGUGCCGAAGACCAGGAGUGUUACGUGGCAUGAAUCAGUUUUCUGUUCAGAAAAGUCCUCUGUCAGACAGUUUUCAAUCUCACCAAUUAAGUCUGCAAAGCCUAGUGGGGAUACUGUGGAUGUUCCUCAGCCCAUUGGCCCAGCCACGGCUUCUGUCAAGCCCAUGUCGAAGAUGCCCAGUGGGGUCUGUCACACCUCCCCCAUUGCUGCUGUGUCCAGCCCAACCUUCAAACCUAGUGGAGUCGCUGGAUCUACCAGACCAGCAGGUUGGCAAGCUGCCAACUCAGCAGCUAACAGUUCCCCCCGGACUGUGCUCCCCACUGCCCAGGUAUCACCGGCAAGUCAACCUGGCUGGGGGUCCGGAUCAAAGGCAGCCAGCACCGUAGUGAGCAAGUCAGAGCCGCAGGAUGAUGACACACUGGUUCAGAUGGCCGAGCAUAUCCCAGCAGGCAACAGGACGCCAAUGUGUGCUCACUGCAACUCCAUCAUCAGAGGUCCUUUCCUGGUGGCAAUGGGUCGUUCCUGGCACCCUGAAGAGUUUACCUGUGCCUACUGUAAUCUAUCCCUUGCCCACAUUGGGUUCGUGGAAGAGAAAGGGUCUGUAUAUUGUGAGAAGUGCUACGAGCAAUUCUUUGCCCCUGAAUGUGCCCGAUGCCAGAGGAAGAUCCUGGGGGAAAUUAUUAAUGCCUUGAAGCAGACCUGGCAUGUUAACUGCUUUGUGUGUGUGGCCUGCAAGCAACCUAUUCGCAACAAUAUUUUCCACAUGGAGGAUGGCGAUCCUUACUGUGAAAAAGAUUACUAUAAUUUAUUUGGCACUAGUUGCCAUGGCUGUGACUUCCCUAUAGAGGCUGGCGAUAAAUUUCUUCAAGCACUGGGCCACACUUGGCAUGAUACCUGUUUCGUCUGUGCAGUGUGUUGUGUGAAUUUGGAAGGCCAAACCUUCUUCUCCAAGAAAGACAAGCUCCUAUGCAAGAAGCAUGCUCACACAGUGAACAUCUAAAGCUCAUUGAGCUGUGAGAAAGAUGAGGAUUGAAGAUAACAUAUAGGAGGGACGGAAUACAAAUGAAUAUUUUGCUUUUUUUUCUUGUUGCUAUGAAAGGCAUCCAAACCAUAACUUAGUCAUUGGGAUUUGAAGGGGGAAAGGGAUGGGUGUGAGGUGUUUGAAUCUAUUUUGGUUUUGGGCUCUUUUUAGAUCUUUAACUCCAAAUACUUAGGUGGUUGGUAGACAGUGUAAUGGCUUCAUUUCACCGGCUGAAGAUCUGCAUUCAAGUAGCUAUCUUUUACUGACCUCUUGCAUAACAUUUAUUUAGAUAUGCCUUCAAACAGAUCUUUUUUUUUCAAACUUUGCAUAAAUGUUCCUUGUUGCUCUAAAGGCUUUAUGUAAUAGUGUAGGCAUUCAGUUAAAAUGAUCAUAAUAAGUGUUUACUAGGACACUUGUUUCCAAAUUUAAUAUCUGCCGAAUUUGUUUAAAAUCAUAUUGUUGCAGUUUAUUCUGAAAUCUUGCCCUUCCUGGAUUCAGAAUUCACUUGGUCCCUUUUUGUGCAUUGAGGAGCACUUUCACAAUUAAGCUCCUUACAACCAUCAGUUUAUUUUGGAAGAAAUUAAUUCAUGAGACGGCAAAAAUUGGCGAGGGCUUUGUGAAUAAGUCAUUUGGAAUUUGACAGAUGUCUAUGAAGGAAAAUAGUGUUUUAUUUACAAAUAGAUGAUGGACUGGCCAGGCUUGAUCUUGUUGAUCUCUGUUGGUAUAUGCAUAGUGUAAGAUGGAUUUCACAUCAUUGUGAUGUGCUUCUUGUGAAACAUCUUUAACCACUGUUUCAUGGUUAAAUUAAGUGCCACCUUUUGUGAAAGUCAUGGUUAAGUUUGGGAGUAAUGAAACCAUCAAGCUCUGGGGAUCCUGGAAUUGUCCAAUUUUAUUAAACUGGAAGAGUCUGGUGUGAAAUCUAAUGCUACAAGUUAACUGGUAAUUACUUUCCUGGAUCUACUGGGCUAUGUUUAAAGUUAGUAUAGUGUCUUAAUUGUGCAUCUCAUCUGAGUGGUAAACUAAUUGAAGGCUGCUGAACUGGUUGUUCUGACGGCAUUGAAAUCAAUUUUGGGAACCAGAACGGGAAAGCUUUUGGGUGGAAGAGAGCCUCUCGCUGUCAUGAUCACUCAGCACGGAGGGAAGGAGGGAUUCUACACCUCAUAAGUGUUCUUUGAGCAACCUCUUGCUGUUUCUUAUGACUGGACACCUGAAUGGUGAUCCGCCCACAAGAUCAAUCUGGACCAGGUACCUUUGUAGAGAACCGGGAAUUAUCUCAAAUUGAGAUUUCCUCAUUUAAAGGAAAGCAAAGAUCUCCCAGCUUCAUCUGUGAUGUACUGCAAUCCAUAGUGUACACAGGAGAGUACUUGUUACAGGGUACUGCAGCUUUGUUUAUAACUGCCUAACUCCUGCUGCAUUAAUUAUAUUGUCUGGAACUGUUUGGAUAAGGGGAUUUAUAUUGCGUCUUGAGAUGACCAGGUGUUUGUGGCGAGAUUAUCCACCCCCACCCCCCCCCUUUCAUUAUUGGCAAGGAGACUGGGAGGGGUCAUUGAUCUAACUAGUAUAACUAGUAUGAUGGUCAUCAAUAUCUGUGGAUUUCCACCCAGUUGAAGUUUACCAAGCCUCAGAUUAAUGAACGGGCAGUUUAACUACUUAUACCAUGAUGUAUUGGUGUAACUCUGUGUACAUGAAUGAAUGUGGCAGGAGUGGUGAAGGAAUUUCACAUGCAUUCCUUUGACCCUCAACCCAUGUUUGGCUUUAUCUUGGGUUUACAAAUCAAUAAAGGGCAAUACCAUUGUAUCCAAUGCAUUUACAUUUAAAGGGCUGCAAAAUGUAUCAGGUCAAUGAAAAGCGUGAAAGCUGAGAGGAUUCGACUAUCUAUAAAGAACAUUUCUUCUUGACAGAAUGUUUCACAGUUGCCCUCGGGAGUUAAAGUAUUUGCUCCCUUGUUCCUUGUGUAGUAGGGCAAGGUACCCUGGGCAGGAAAAGGGGUGCUGUACAUGUUUGUUAAUUUAGUUUGAGAUCAUCUUUCUUAUUCCAGUACGUUCUGUGUUUUAUGUCAACGUACAGCUCAUAUGUUUAGGUUGGUUAAAGGUUUAACCUGUCAAAGGUAGUUUCACAAGUAAAGUUGCAUGUCACUUUAGUACGAUGAUAAUGUUCAUAGACAAACACAGCUUCUCAUAUGUUUUAUCUUUGAAGACAGGAUCCACAAAUUAAAUUUUCUUUAGAUGGCUCGUAGCACAAUCUGUAGUUUUGUAAACUCAAUAACAAGGUGUAGUUCCAUUACAAUCCAUUACAAUGGUGUUAAAGGGCAAAUUGGAUAGAAAACAACUUUCAUGUCCCAUUCUGACUACUUUCAUGCAGUAGAAAACACACCUCUAGCCUUGUCUAUUGUAUCUGGGACAUUUGAUUAGAACUAGGUAAUGUGAUAACCAAGCAGCACCAUUACCUAGAGAAAAGAACUAAAGGGCUUAGUUAAACAAUCUCACUCCUUCUUACAUUAUUGCAUUUGUCUAAGAGUGAGAGGUCUUGUAUGAUAUCUUGAGAUGGGCGAGUCUGUUGUGUGGUGGGAGGUGAAUCACAGACGGAGUACUCAGCAUCUCAACCCAAUGUCACUAAUGCUUCUCAUUCUCAACUGUUGGACCUUUGUUUCUUAAGGAUGAACUGAAAUUCUUCAUAUUGUGCUGAACUUAUGAGGAAGUAAUUGUCACCCAGGCAAAUUUUAUUUUUAAUGGUUGAAAUGUAUUUUAUUAACUAUAUUGGAGUAUUUUCCCAGGUGUGAAAACUAAUAGAGAUGGGUUGUUUCUGUUUGUGCACAGAAUCUGAAUGAAUGUGUCAAUUAUCUACCUGCGUCAGUUUUCUUCAAUGCGAUAAGUCCAUCUAUACAAAACAGAGGGGAGCCAAGAGUGUAUACCUGGAGUGAAUUGUGAGAGAGAAAAUUAUAGUCUUUGUCAAAAAAAGUCAUGGUUUGAUUUUUAAAGAACCAGCUUUUCUCUUGGCACAUUUUAAAAGUAAGUUAGAACCCAGGGCAUCCUAUGCCAAGUUACAUGCCUCCCCUCAUUCACCUAAAUGCCAUGAUAAAGGAGGAUCUGGGUGUAUCAGAGGAAGAUGUGGGGAAUUGAUAUUUGUUGAGCUCUUCAUUUCUGCCAAACCUCCCCCACCCCACUCCAUCACUAGCCCCAUACAUUUUGUUAUGUAACCCAUGACAGAUGUUACUAUGGUCAGACGU